Molecule: messenger RNA, 1286 nt
Organism: Arachis duranensis
Lineage: Eukaryota; Viridiplantae; Streptophyta; Magnoliopsida; Fabales; Fabaceae
Product: probable prolyl 4-hydroxylase 12
Exons: 7
Coding region: 192-1127 (311 amino acids)
Biological process (GO): peptidyl-proline hydroxylation to 4-hydroxy-L-proline
Cellular component (GO): endoplasmic reticulum
Molecular function (GO): L-ascorbic acid binding; iron ion binding; procollagen-proline 4-dioxygenase activity
Source: RefSeq, a predicted model, not a curated record
ACACCACCAUCAUCAAUAUCUCUGGAUUGCACACGAUCUUCCUCCAUUGUAAAAAAAAUUAGCCACGGAUUUCAUGAUAAAAUUUAAUUUAGUGAUUUAUUACCAUUUACCAGAGACCAAUGUAUAGCUCCAUAAAGUGAACUCUCGUUUUGCAUUAUCACUGUUUUUCUUUCUUUCUAUGUUGAUCUCCAAUGGCCUCUGCUUCGCUUCUUCUCACUCUCUCCACGCUUUCGCUGCUUCUUUCACCCUCUUUUUCCGCCAGCAGCAGGAAAGAACUAAGGGAGAAGGAGGGGUUGCUGUUGUUGAAGAAGGAAAAUGCAUCAUCACAUUAUAUGUUAGGGUUAGGCCACUCAGUUAAUCCAAACAGCAUUGAUCCAACACGUGUUGUCCAGAUCUCAUGGCAACCAAGAGUUUUUCUAUAUAGAGAGUUCUUGUCUGCCAAGGAGUGUGACUACCUUAUUUCUUUGGCGUAUGAUCUGAACGAAAAAUCCUUUGAUGCGGCCAAUGGGAGACUUGCAUCGGAAACUUCGUUGGAUAUCGAAGAUGAUAUUGUUGCAAAGAUUGAAGAAAGAAUUUCGCUUUGGACUUUCCUUCCUAAAGAGAACAGCAAGCCUUUGCAGGUCAAGCAUUAUGAGCUUGAACAGGAUGGCCAGAACUUAGAUUAUUUUACGAACAAGACCAAAUUGGAAUCAAAUGGACCUCUAAUGGCAACCGUUAUUUUAUAUCUCUCAAAUUCUACACAAGGGGGUCAAAUUCUCUUUCCCGAAUCAGAGCCGAAGAGUAGCGGCAUGUCGGAUUGUGGAGAAAGUAACAAGUUUCUCCAGCCAGUAAAAGGGAAUGCAGUUCUGUUCUUCUCCCUCCACCUAAGUGCAACUCAUGACAAGAGGAGUAUACAUUCUAGAUGCCCUAUCCUUAAGGGGGAUAUGUGGUCUGCAAUUAAAUACUUAUAUGCAAAACCAAUUGGUGAGAGUAAGGUCCCAACCGUAUCAGAUGGUGGUGAUUGUAUUGAUGAGGAUGACAAUUGCGCUGCUUGGGCGGCCAUGGGAGAAUGUCAACGAAAUCCUGUGUUCAUGAUUGGUUCCCAAGAUUAUUAUGGUACAUGUAGGAAAAGUUGUCAUUUAUGUUGAUUUUAGUAUUUUACACACACUGCUAAUACAAACUUAUUCCAUUAUGUUGGAACUAUGAAUUCCUUUGUAAAAAUGAUAGUGGUAGGUAUUCCACAUCUUAUGGUGCUCAAUAUUGUCUUAGAAUCGGUAAUAUAAUGUUUUGGAAAUCUUCAAUUUAAU